Messenger RNA from Acomys russatus (golden spiny mouse), 3267 nucleotides. It is a transcript of the gene Ldlr, whose product is annotated as low density lipoprotein receptor. NCBI's taxonomy places the organism in Eukaryota, Metazoa, Chordata, Mammalia, Rodentia, Muridae. The record is from RefSeq and is a predicted model, not a curated record. Gene Ontology annotation, molecular function: calcium ion binding; protein binding. The transcript is spliced from 18 exons. The coding region runs from base 230 to 2812 and encodes 860 amino acids.
CACUGCAGACUCCUCCCCCCCGCCUGGAAACCUCGCCUCAAGUGCUGGGAAUGACUCUGGCUGCCCGCGUGUAGUCACCGGCCGGCUGAGUGCAGCGUAGCUUUGCACCCAGGACGGGGUCCGCGACUCCAGGUUUGCAGCGGAGACACCGACAGGCCCGUGAUCCUGUCUGCAGCGGGGACACUGUGGGGUCUGUGAUCCGAGUGGAGACGCGACGCACAGGCUGAGGAUGAGCACCGCGAAUCUGGCGCUGCGCUGGGCCAUCGCCCUGCUCCUGGCUGCCGCUGGGGUUGCAGCAGAAGACGCGUGCAGCAGGAACGAGUUCCAGUGCAGGGACGGGAAGUGCAUCGCCAGCAAGUGGGUCUGCGACGGCAGCCCUGAGUGUCCGGAUGGCUCUGAUGAGGCCGAGGAGACGUGCAUGUCUGUCACCUGUCAAGCCAAUGAAUUCAGCUGUGGGGGCCGUGUCAGCCGAUGCGUUCCUAACUCCUGGAGAUGUGAUGGACAGAAAGACUGUGAGAACGGCUCGGACGAACAAGGCUGUGCCCCCAAGACUUGCUCCCAGGAUGAGUUCCGCUGCCAGGAUGGCAAGUGCAUCUCCCAGCAGUUCGUGUGUGACCAAGACCAAGACUGCCUAGACGGCUCUGAUGAGGCCCACUGCGCGGCCACCACUUGCGGUCCUGCCCAUUUCCGCUGCAACUCCUCCACCUGCAUCCCCAGCCUGUGGACCUGUGAUGGGGAUGGGGACUGUGAGGACGGCUCCGACGAGUGGCCCCAGAACUGCGAGGGCCGAGACACUGCCUCCCACUCGUCCAACAGCCCCUGCUCCUCCCUGGAGUUCCACUGUGGCAGCGGCGAGUGCAUUCAUCGCAGCUGGGUGUGUGAUGGCGGUGCCGACUGCAAGGACAAGUCAGAUGAGGAACGCUGUGUGGCAGCCACCUGCCGGCCUGAUGAAUUCCAGUGUGCGGAUGGCACCUGCAUUCAUGGUAGCCGCCAGUGCAACCUCGAACAUGAUUGCAAGGACAUGAGCGAUGAGCUUGGCUGCAUCAACGUGACACAGUGUGAUGGGCACGACAAGUUCAAGUGCCACAGCGGUGAGUGCAUCACCUUGGACAAGGUGUGCAACUUUGCCCGGGACUGCCGAGACUGGUCAGAUGAGCCCAUCAAGGACUGCCAGACCAACGAGUGCUUGGACAACAAUGGUGGCUGUUCCCACGUCUGCAAGGACCUCAAGAUUGGCUAUGAGUGCUUGUGUCCCAGCGGUUUCCGGCUGGUGGACCAGCACAGGUGUGAAGAUAUUGAUGAGUGCCGGGAGCCGGACACCUGCAGCCAGCUCUGCGUGAACCUGGAGGGCAGCUACAAGUGCGAGUGCCGGGCCGGUUUCCACAUGGACCCCCACACCAGGGUCUGCAAGACCGUGGGCUCCGUAGCCUAUCUGCUCUUCACUAACCGCCAUGAGGUACGGAGGAUGACCCUGGACCGCACAGAGUACACCAGCCUCAUCCCCAACCUGAAGAAUGUGGUGGCCCUGGACACAGAGGUGGCCAACAAUAGAGUCUACUGGUCCGACCUGUCCCAAAGAAAGAUCUACAGCGCCCUGUUGGACCAAGCUCCUAGCAUGUCCUAUGACACCGUCAUCAGUGGAGGCCUGCAUGCUCCGGAUGGGCUGGCGGUGGACUGGAUCCACGGCAACAUCUACUGGACUGAUUCAGUCCCAGGCAGUGUUUCUGUGGCCGACACCAAGGGUGUGAAGAGGAAGACGCUGUUCCAAGAGAACGGGUCUCGGCCCAGAGCCAUUGUGGUGGACCCUGUGCAUGGCUUCAUGUACUGGACAGACUGGGGGACACCUGCCAAGAUCAAGAAAGGGGGCCUGAAUGGUGUCGACAUCUACUCGCUGGUGACCGAGGACAUCCAGUGGCCAAAUGGCAUCACACUAGAUCUCCUCAGUGGCCGCCUCUAUUGGGUCGAUUCCAAACUCCACUCCAUAUCCAGCAUCGACGUCAACGGGGGCAACCGGAAGACCAUUUUGGAGGAUGAGAAGCAGCUGGCCCACCCCUUCUCUUUGGCCAUCUAUGAGGACAGAGUGUUUUGGACGGAUGUCAUCAACGAAGCCAUUUUCAGUGCCAAUCGCCUCACGGGUUCAGAUGUUAAUCUGGUGGCUGAAAACCUCUUGUCCCCAGAGGACAUUGUUCUGUUCCACAACGUCACACAGCCUAGAGGGGUCAACUGGUGUGAGAGAACAGCACUGCGCAAUGGCGGCUGCCAGUACCUGUGCCUGCCAGCCCCACAGAUCAACUCCCACUCCCCCAAAUUCACUUGUGCCUGCCCUGAUGGCAUGCUGCUGGCCAAGGACAUGAGAAGCUGCCUCACAGAAGCCACUCCUGUCCUGACCACCCAGCUGACAUCUGCCAUCAGGCCUGUGGUCACCGCAGCAGCCACCAGGCCGCCGAAGCAUGAGGAUCAGUCGGCUUCUGGCACCACUGGGCAGCCUGUGGACGUCCCGGGGCUUAGCACUGUGGAGUCAGUGACAAUGUCUCGCCAAGUCCAGGGUGACAUGGCCGGCAGAGGGAAUGAGGAGCGGCCGCAGGGUGUGGGCGUCUUGUCCAUCAUUCUUCCCAUUGGGCUGGUCAUUCUCCUGGUCUUUGGGGCCAUCCUGCUGUGGAGGAACUGGCGGCUGAGGAAUAUCAACAGCAUAAACUUUGACAACCCUGUGUACCAGAAGACCACGGAAGACGAGCUCCACAUUUGCCGAAGCCAGGACGGCUAUACCUACCCCUCAAGACAGAUGGUGAGCCUGGAGGAUGACGUGGCAUGAAUAGCUUCGAGAGCCAUCUCUGCGGAUCCGUUGCCGCCCAGGCAGUCAGGACACUUUCUCCACACCUCCCUGUCCAGGACUGGUCCUGCAGCCUCAGUGGCCUCUGUGUUGUUCAAAGCAAGAUAAGAGCAAAGCUGGGCUGGGAGCCAAACUCAGCAGCCUGCCCGCCCCAGGUUCUGUUUUAUAUAUUUAUUGUCUGGGGGGCAGAAAAGGCUCCUGGCUGUGCUCAAGACAGAAAAUCUGCCUGGGUUUUUUUCCCCCCUCCAUCUUUCUUUCCUUGGAAGGCAAAGAGGCGGUCUUGUCUUCUCUGCUGACACCGGGGAGGAAGGGACCUGGGUGGAGAGAAGCCUGCUGUUCCGAACAUGCCACAGUAGGUGCUAGUGACAGGGACCCAGGUACCACAGCCAAUCCCUAAACUCAGGACACAUUCGUUUACCUCCGCCCUGGGAACUUUC